Molecule: messenger RNA, 1080 nt
Organism: Blastocystis hominis
Lineage: Eukaryota; Bigyra; Opalinata; Blastocystidae
Exons: 7
Coding region: 1-1080 (359 amino acids)
Biological process (GO): protein geranylgeranylation
Cellular component (GO): Rab-protein geranylgeranyltransferase complex
Molecular function (GO): Rab geranylgeranyltransferase activity
Source: RefSeq, a predicted model, not a curated record
AUGGGAUCCCCCAAAUUAGCCUUCAAGAUUCAACAAAUCUCUACAAUCAUGGAGUACUGCGACACAUUCAUUCGAGAAAAACACAUAGAUUAUAUCAUUAAAGUUGGAAAUGAAAAAGACACACUCACAGCGAUCGCAACCGAACACUUACGAAUGAGCGGUGCGUACUGGGGGCUGUGCGCUUUGGAAAUUCUGAAUGCUGGUGAUCGAAUGGACAAAGAGGGACUUGUGGAUUGGGUUAAACAGUGUCAGAAUGAGGACGGAGGAUUUGGAGGCAAUUUGAAUCACGACUCCAAUCUUGUGUACACGCUGAGCGCUCUCCAAAUUCUUGCAAUCUGCGAUAAGAUGGAUGUAAUCGAUAAAGACAAGGUAGUUUCCUUCAUUCUGUCUCUCUACCAACCUGAUGGUUCGUUUAUCACCGACAAGUACGGCGAAUUAGAUCUCCGCUUCAAUUAUUGCGCUGUCCAGAGCAUGGCCCUUCUCGGCAAGCUCGAAGAACUGGAUCGCGAGCAAAUCGCCAAGUACAUCUGCAGUUGUCAAAACAUCGAUGGCGGGUUCGGAUCCAUUCCCGGAGCGGAAAGCCAUUCAGGCAUGGUCUUCUGUGCGAUCGGAGCGCUCUCCAUUCUCCAUGAGAUUCAUCGAUGCAACGUCGAUCGUCUCUGCCAUUGGCUCGAUUAUCGCCAGGUGGAUAGCGGAGGCCUAAACGGCCGUCCCGAGAAACAGUGCGAUCUGUGCUAUAGCUGGUGGAGUUUGUCUGCGAUGAUCAUUCUGAACCACGUUCCACUCGAUAAGCAGGGAUUGAUCAACUUCAUCUUGAAGUGCCAGGAUCCGCGAGGUGGGUUGAGCGAUCGCCCGAUGGACGAACGCGAUUUGUAUCACACGUAUUUUGGAAUUGCUGGAGCGAUCAUGCUUGGAUAUUUGGAUGAGCAAAACAUUCCUUCGACGCAUAUUCAUCCCGCUUAUGCACUCCCCAUGCCUGUAAUUGAAAGAAUGGGACUAACUGCUGAAUUGUUAUACUUGUGUUUGUUUGGAGACAACGCAGAGUUUGCUUCUGUUGGUAGACAGAGGAGUAUGCUAUGA